Sorghum bicolor (sorghum) is the source of this 823-nucleotide messenger RNA. RefSeq lists its product as uncharacterized. Lineage: Eukaryota; Viridiplantae; Streptophyta; Magnoliopsida; Poales; Poaceae. The coding region runs from base 1 to 624 and encodes 207 amino acids. The record is from RefSeq and is a predicted model, not a curated record. The transcript is spliced from 4 exons.
AUGGAGGUGGUCACGUGGGUGGAGGUGGACACGAGCUUUUCUUCCCGCCACGAUGGCCUCCGGUCCAGGAAAGACCCAAGACGCCAGGAGUCCAACGCCGCCGCCGCCGCCGCCGCUACAGAGCGGCCUCCCCUUGCUCCGCAGUCCGAGAUCAUCGAAGAACAUGUCCAUGGGCCACCGGAAGCCGGAGGCAGGAACCCCUCCGCCGCCACGGCCACAGCCGUGGGGGCCGAGCAGAAGGGCGAGGAGACCAUGUCUCUUUUCCGACGGGACUCCGCUGGCGGCAAGUCCCCUCUUCCUCCACGCCCCCCCUUCGUCUCGAGAGCCAGCGGUCCGAGCUCCGCGAGCGGCAAGGCCCCCCGCCCGACCCCUCCGCCCUAUCCGAUGUCCAAGGAGGUGUUGGCGAGCGGCAUGGUGGUGAGAGAUAAGUGGAAGAGGGACGUGUUCAACGAACUGAUGUUGGAGUUCCAGAGGGAGAGGAGCGAGGAAACGGACCAGACAGCCGAGGCUGAGGGAAUGCCGAGGCAACAGAAUGAGCAGGUGAACUCACCAGCACUUUGGCCCAAAAAAGUCAAGAAACUGCUCUGGAGAAAGGAGAUCAUGUUCAAAAUGGGUGAAGCAUAGAGAUGAAAGCAAUGGCAAAUGUUAUUGUUUUUGUUCUGCCAAGAUUAGAUGAUUUUUAAUACUGUUGUAAUCUGAUAUGGAAUUUCAAGGGGAAAAGACAAUGUUGGUGUGAUGUUUCCAUAAUUUUAAAAGUGUUAUUGCUUACAUUUAACGGUCAAUAUUUAUGUCUUAUUCUUCAUUGUACCACAAAUUGACCUUG